Messenger RNA from Nerophis lumbriciformis (worm pipefish), 3434 nucleotides. RefSeq names its product armadillo repeat containing 9 (gene armc9). Gene Ontology annotation, cellular component: centriole; ciliary tip; ciliary basal body. Gene Ontology annotation, molecular function: protein binding. NCBI's taxonomy places the organism in Eukaryota, Metazoa, Chordata, Actinopteri, Syngnathiformes, Syngnathidae. Gene Ontology annotation, biological process: cilium assembly. The record is from RefSeq and is a predicted model, not a curated record.
CAUUUUCUACCGUUUGUCCCUUACGGGGUCGCGGGGGGUCGCUGGAGCCGAGGCUUAAGUGGUAGAAACACGUCGGAUCCAAUGGAAUGCACCAAAUAGUAGAAACUAAUUGGAGUCAACAAAGGCUUCAAAAGCAGAACUAUAACCUUACAGGAGAAUAGAUGUUUGCCUUCUAUGUGGGAUUUUAAAAAGUUGCAGAUACUCACAUGAGUUUCAAGGAGGAAGCCAAGAUGGGGGACAUCUUAGCCACUGAAGCCAAUCUGCUUGGGAUGAUCAAGGAGUACCUCAAGAUUGAACAGUUUGAUGAAACUGUUCAGAGUUUUGACAAGGAGUGCAAAAACAAAGGAAAGCUGGUACCCAAGCCUCAAGGGAAUGCUCUGAGGGACUUAAAGACUCACGUCAACCAGAAAGAUCUACUUAGCUCUUUUGAUAAUGGAGACUGCAAUGUGUUCUUUGAGCUGUGGGCUGAAAUUAUUCCAUAUGAUGUAAACAACACAGAGGCCCUAAAGCUGGAGUUUUACCUCCACAUCCACUUUACCAUCUACCCACUGAGAAGCCACCCUGCAAGACAAGAUCGGGCAGAGUUUGAAAAGAGGAUUUCUUAUUUCAAGAAGUUUCUGGAUAUGCGAGGAGGAGCACUUAGCCAGAACCCGGAGUUUCUGCCUUACUAUGCUUUGCCCUUUGUGUCCAACCCCAGUGCCCAUCUCUCCUUCAAGGAUCUCUUUAAGGAUUCCUGGAUACCAAAGUUAAAGAACAAACUUGAGGAGUUUCUGUCCAGGGCACUUAAACAUUCAAACUGUCCGAGGCUGCUGACGUUAUAUAAGGAGGGUGGAAAGAGAUCUAAAGAAGCCCUGCAGCAGCUCAAAUUUCAGCUGGAAGAGUCGGAGUGGCGCGCUUCCACUUACAAGCGGAAGUUCAACAAGAUGCAGGCUGACUACUACCAGCUGAUUACUAUCACUGCUGAGCUGGUUGACUCUUUGGAGGCCACCAUCAGCGGAAAAACGCUCUCCCCGGAGUACCUGCACAAUGUGUGUGUUCGCCUGUUCAGCAGGCAGAUGAGGCAAAGUGCGGUGCAAAUGACUGACUUUACCAGGCCUGGCAGUGGAUAUUACUCAAUGAGUCCCUAUGAUGAUGGCUAUGCGUCCUCAAUACUACGAGCAUCUAUUGCACCACAAACUAAGGAAGUGCCAAUGCUGCCCUCUUUGGAUUAUGUAAAGUUGAAAAAGGACCUGCAUAAAGGAACAGACCGCCUCAGGUCUCUGCUACUUCAGGCGCUGCGCUGGAGACUCACUCGCUCACUUCCUGGUGAACAGAGAGAUGCCGUACUUCAAGCAUAUAUAAGCAACGACCUGUUGGAACGCAACAGCACAAAGCAGAAAACGGUGCUUCAUUUACUGACUUCCAAGAAUGAGAUAGUGCGACAGUACAUGGCUCGCCUAAUCAAUGCAAUUUCCUCUAUUGCAGAUGGACGGGUUUACCUCUCCCAAAUCCCAUAUAUUCCUAAAAUUUUGAUAAAAACACUCUCAACAGAGGAAAAGGACUCCUUGACCAGAGAGAAUGUACUAGUAUCUCUACAGAAACUCAGCCUGAGGAAGAACCAGCAGCUGGCCAUGAUCGAAAAUAAUCUGAUUGGCUGGCUAGUGGAUGAACUCGAUGACACAGACUCUCUGAGCGAUGACACCCUGGAGUAUUCUGCAGCUCUUCUUAUGAACUUGUGCCUGCGAUCGAAAGGAAUAAAGAAGUGUGCAGAAAAUGCGCAGCACGUGCUCAAGGUCCUCACUGACCUCCUUGGGCAUGACAACGAUGAGAUUCACAAAUACGUGAAUGGAGCCCUGUACAACAUCUUGUCCAAUCCGUCUGUGAGACAAGAAGCAAAAGAGAUGAGUGUGGAGGAGAUACUUUGCUGCUACAGGAAAGAGGACAACCCAGCUCUUCACAGGCAAAUUGGCUUUGUCAUUAAACAGCUCAACUCAGCGGAAGGGCAAGAGUCGGAUGAUGACGAGGAUGAGGAUGAAAAUGAUGAGGAUGAAAAUGAUGAAGAUGUAAUGGGGUCAGACAUAGAUAAAGAGGAGGUCCUGCAUCCUCAGCCCAGAGAGCUGUCUGGGGAAAGUUUGCUCAACACUGAAUACCUGGGUAUUAUGACUAACGUACCCAAACUGAAGAGGAAAUCAACUACACAGCCUCAACCAAGCGUUGACGAGCCCCUACAGCGACCGGUGACCCCAGGCUCACAUCGUAAUACAAAUGCAAUGGGAGAUUCGAUCUCUGCGUUUCAAAGUAAACCUAUCCUCGCCCGGACUCCUGAACCAGAACCCAUUCAAUCCCAGUCCGAACCCCGGCUGUGCACUGCAAGCUCUUCAAGCACGUGUUUUAUGGGAGGUCAGAAUGAAGGCCCCAACUCCACACCUCCUGUGUCCUCCUCCAGGCAGUGACUCAAAGCAGUGUUGAAGAGGGAGCUGUCACCACAGCGUAGCUCUAUCUUCCCCGGAGCAUCAGGCUUCCUGUAACAUCAUCCCUCCAGGUUUUGAUCAGGGUCAAGGUAACCGAGAGGGUCGAGAAUCAGCGGCGGGGGCAGAGGAGCUCGAACAAUGCAAAGGAUUGUGGUGCUGCAUUUUUUCUCGGCUGCAGCACAGACUUUUGUAACCCGAUAUGAGGUCAGACAAUAAUCGCGUCCCGCAGCCGGCCAACCGGGUGCUGUAUGUGGCCUCGUUUGGCCCACAAUUUCUCCGCACGCUCGCUCUCUCAACGAGGUCACACUUGGCACACCUGAAUAUGUGCAACAUCCAUUACAGGUCACAAGACUAAGCUUUUUUUUUUCAAGCUGAUCCCGAUACAGAUAAUUCCCUGGUCCUUAAAGGGAAACAUUAUCACAAUUUCAGAAGGGUUAAAACCAUUAAAAAUCAGUUCCCAGUGGCUUAUUUUAUUUUUCGAAGUUUUUUUCAAAAUUUUACCCAUCACGCAAUAUCCCUAAAAAAAGCUUCAAAGUGCCUGAUUUUAACCAUCGUUAUAUACACCCGUCCAUUUUCCUGUGACGUCACAUAGUGAUGCUAACUCAAACAAACAUGGCGCAUAGAACAGCAAGCUAUAGCGACAUUAGCUCGGAUUCAGACUCGGAUUUCAGCGGCUUAAGGGAUUCAACAGAUUACGCAUGUAUUGAAACGGAUGGUUGUAGUGUGGAGGCAGGUAUAGCGAAAAUGAAAUUGAAGAAGAAACUGAAGCUAUUGAGCCAUAUCGGUUUGAACCGUAUGCAAGCGAAACCGACGAAAACGACACGACAGCCAGCGACACGGGAGAAAGCGAGGACGAAUUCGGCGAUCCCCUUCUAACCAACGAUUGGUAUGUGUUUGUUUGGCAUUAAAGGAAACUAACAACUAUGAACUAGGUUUACAGCAUAUGAAAUACAUUUGGCAACAACAUGCACUUUGAGAGUGCAG